Messenger RNA from Halichondria panicea, 2114 nucleotides. RefSeq names its product beta-glucuronidase-like. The record is from RefSeq and is a predicted model, not a curated record. Gene Ontology annotation, molecular function: beta-glucuronidase activity; carbohydrate binding. Gene Ontology annotation, biological process: glucuronoside catabolic process; carbohydrate metabolic process. The transcript has 13 exons. The coding region runs from base 87 to 2045 and encodes 652 amino acids. NCBI's taxonomy places the organism in Eukaryota, Metazoa, Porifera, Demospongiae, Suberitida, Halichondriidae.
GCCAGGAAAACAAAACAAAAAUUUCUGUCAUUCAUUAUGCUUGCAUUGCUGGCCAGCUAGCUAGCUGACAAGGAGCCCAUUUCUCAAUGGAGUCUUGGCUGGUGUUGGUAGUGUUGCUUCUGCCUGUAGGGAGAGGACUACUAUUUCCUCGGGAGUCCAGCAACAGAGAGGUGAAGGAGCUAGCUGGUCUGUGGCACUUUAGAGCUGACUUCUCCCCGAACAGAAAUGAAGGAUUCGAGAAGAAUUGGUACAAGCAACCUCUUUCAAAGACUGGAGAGGUGCAACUAAUGCCGGUGCCCUCCAGCUUCAACGACAUCACAACAGACCCUCUGUUGAGGAACUUUGUGGGGUGGGUCUGGUACCAGAGACAGUUCUGGCUACCAAGAUCUUGGGCUGAUGGAGACACUCGAAUCAUGCUCCGGUUUGGCAGUGCCCACUACAAUGCUAUUGCUUGGAUGAACGGCAAGCAGUUCACUGAGCACGAGGGGGGCCACCUGCCGUUUGAGGGCGAUGUAACCCCCUACUCUGUGUUUGGAGCCCCCAACACUCUCACAGUGGCCAUCAACAAUACACUGGGACCACACACUCUACCCCCUGGCUCCCUACAUUUCUAUGAUCCCCCCUACCCAGAGGGCUACUUUGUGCAAGAAAUCCAGAUGGAUUUCUUCAACUAUGCCGGUCUCCAUCGGCCAGUGAGGCUCUACACCACCCCCUCCUCCAUUCAUCUGGAUGACAUCACCACCGUCACCAGUAUGAAUUCUGACGGAUCUGCCACUCUGCACUACACACUAGAGAUAAGAGGUUCUCACUCAGGAGAGGCUUUGGCUAAUGUUACUGUACUAGGCAAGAGAGGAGUGGAAGUAACGACCAAUCAUAGCGUCAAUAUGUGCAGUGAAGAGGGGUGUAUCACUCAUGUGCGUGGGGAUUUGAUAGUCCAGCACCCACAGCUGUGGUGGCCCUGGACAAUGAGUGAUACACCGGGGUAUCUCUAUACCUUACAGGUGAUACUGACAGUUGGUGAGUCGGAGGAUCAGUACAGAUUGCCUGUGGGCAUACGAACAGUGGAGGUGAAGGAGACGCAAUUCCUCAUUAAUAAUAAGCCUUUUUACUUUCACGGAUUUGGAAAACACGAAGAUGCUGACAUUCGAGGCAAGGGUCUAGACUACCCACUGCUGAUGAAGGACCUGAACCUCCUGCUCUGGCUAGGAGCGAACUCGAUCAGAACCAGUCACUACCCAUACUCAGAGGAGCAGAUGCAGCUCUGUGACAAGUACGGCAUCGUAGUCAUUGAUGAGACUCCAGCAGUCGGACUCAAACUGAAAGAGAACUUUGAUGACAAAACUCUGGAGCACCACAUGGCGGUGAUGAGAGAGCUGGUUGGGCGUGACAAAAACCACCCCUCAGUUGUCAUGUGGUCACUUGCCAACGAGCCCACGACAAAGCUCACGGUUGCCGAUAACUACUUCAAGAAGUUGUCGGAAAUGUCUAGAGACCUGGACCCCACCAGACCUAUCACUUUCGUCAACAGGGUAUCCCGUGACAAGGAACUGGCUAUGAAGUACAUGGAUGUGAUUUGCUUGAACAAGUACUAUGGUUGGUACCGUGACCCUGGUCACCCGGAGACCAUCCGUUGGUUGCUGCCACAUGAGCUGGAUGAUUGGCACGCCCACCAUAAGAAACCCAUUAUCAUCGCCGAGUACGGGGCUGAAGCUGUUUCUGGGAUACACGAGCAACCCGCUAUGAUGUUCUCUGAGGAGUAUCAGGUGGAGUUGUUCGCUCAUAUGUUCUCUGUGUUUGAUAUGUACAAGAAAAAGUUUUUAGUAGGAGAAAUGGUCUGGACCUUUGCCGAUUUUGAAACAAAACAAGCAACCACUCGAGUAAAUGGCAAUAAGAAAGGAGUGUUGACAAGACAGAGAAAACCCAAGGCAUCUGCCAACUUAAUAAGAGCCCGUUAUCACUCUCUGGCAGCUGGAGUGCAACUGUGUUACGAUACACCAUUUAUAGGUCAUUACGCCAGUCACUGUCCUGUCGAAACAAACUUGUAAACUGAAAAUCUAAUUUUGUGUUUUUAAUUACUUACUUCCGGGUGCAUCAUUUCCACUGUAUACUGUGUA